Papilio polytes (common Mormon) is the source of this 4650-nucleotide messenger RNA. RefSeq names its product neuroglian. Gene Ontology annotation, biological process: cell-cell adhesion. NCBI's taxonomy places the organism in Eukaryota, Metazoa, Arthropoda, Insecta, Lepidoptera, Papilionidae. The transcript has 15 exons. Gene Ontology annotation, molecular function: protein binding. The record is from RefSeq and is a predicted model, not a curated record. Bases 155 to 3895 code for a protein of 1246 amino acids.
UAGCGGUAGUUUAUGGUCGAAUUGAUCACUGUCGAAAACGAGAAUCUCAAAGGCCCCGCCUUUAAUUCAGUAAAUACAGUUCGUUUGGAAUAACCGAAAUGAUAUUUUUAUAAGAAACACAUUUAGAUAAACGAGGCUGCGGAAUACGUCAACCAUGGAUACAUAUAAGUUGAUUUGUUUGUUCGUGAUAGUGUCCCAGGCGGCAGCGCUACUGACAUCGCCGCCAAGAAUUGUAAAGCAGCCAACAGUAGAAGAGUUGCUGUUCCAAGUUGCGCAGCCCGGAGAAGUGGAUAAACCCUUCAUCAUUGAAUGUGAAGCAGAAGGAGAACCGGCACCCAAAUACCGAUGGAUCAAAAACGGCAAACCAUUUGAAUACUCGAGCUACGACACCCGAAUCUCCCAGCAGCCAGGGCGAGGCACGUUGGUUGUCAGUAAGCCCCGGGAUGAGGACCUCGGACAGUAUCAAUGCUUCGCCUACAACGAGUGGGGCACGGCCACAUCGAACUCCGUCUUCGUGCGGAAAGCCGAGCUCAAUUCAUUCAAGGAGGCUGACGGACCACAGCAAACCAUCACUGCCCAGGAAGGCUUCCCUUUCAAGCUUACCUGUGAGCCCCCCGACGGUCACCCUAGCCCCAAUGUCUACUGGAUGUUGCAAGGAGACCAGGGCCAGCUCAAAACCAUUAACAAUUCUCGAAUGACGCUCGAUCCCGAAGGAAACCUCUGGUUCUCGAACGUAACUCGAUUCGACGCUAGCAACGACUACGCGUAUACUUGUGCCGCCAAGUCCGUGUUCCGUAACGAGUACAAACUCGGCAAUAAGGUGUACCUAGAGGUGCAGCAGACGGGUCUUUCGCCGGCGCUGAACAAGCACGAACCUGUCCGUCAGUAUACUUCUAGGAGAGUCGAGAAGGCAUGGCGUGGGAAGAAGGUCGAACUCUACUGUAUCUAUGGAGGAACGCCACUACCCCAGAUAGUAUGGAAGAAGAACGGCAGCCGUAUUCUAUCAUCCCAACGGAUCACGCAGGACAACUACGGCAAGACAUUGGUGAUCAGACGCGCUGGCUACGAGGAUCAGGGCACGUAUACCUGCGAGGUCAGCAAUGGUGUUGGCACCGCGCAGACGUACUCCAUACAACUUAAUGUUGAAGCUGCACCAUUCUUCACGGAGGAGCCGCAGUUCCAGAACCUGGCUGAAGGGGAGACAGCGGUGAUCAACUGCCGCGCGGGGGGCACGCCCGAGCCCCAGAUCUCGUGGGUGCACAACGGCAAGCCGAUAGAGCAAGCAGAGCCCAACACACGUCGCCAAGUUACUGCCAACUCCAUCGUCAUCACCGACCUGGUGAAGAAGGACACGGGGAACUACGGUUGUAACGCGACCAACUCCAAUGGUUACGUCUACAAAGAUGUCUAUAUUAAUGUACAAUCAAUCCCACCUGAGAUCAAGGAGGGUCCAGAGAACCUGACUAAGGUGGAUGGCUCGGAGGCUGUGCUCAAGUGCCGCGUGUUCGGCGCACCGCGUCCCAUCGUCAAGUGGAUGCGUGAUGACGUCGACGUCACCGGAGGAAAGUACAACAUAACGGCGGAGGGCGACCUGGUGAUCCGCGAUGUGUCCUAUACCGAUGUAGGCACAUACGAAUGUUACGCAAAGAACAAGUUUGGGGAGAAAUCUGCCUACGGCUCGCUCACUGUUAAGAAACGCACGGUGAUAACGGACAAGCCGGACAACUACGAGGUAGCGGCGGGCUCGUCGGCGACAUUCCGCUGCAACGCGCACGCCGACGACUCGCUGCGGCUCGACAUCGUGUGGCUCAACGACGGACAGCCCAUAGACUUCGAGGCCCAGCCGCGCUUCCGCGUCACCAACGACCACUCGCUGCUCAUCUCCGACACCAGCGAGCUCGACUCCGGCGAGUACACCUGCAUCGCGCGCACCGCCGUCGACGAGGCGCGCGCGCAGGCCACGCUCACCGUGCAGGAUAAACCUAACCCUCCGGCACUGGACGGCGUCGAAUGUCACGAGAAAGUGGCCACCCUCCGAUGGCACUCGAUGGGCGACAAUCGCGCCCCCAUCUUGCGCUUCUCCAUCCAGUAUAACACGACCUUCACGCCGGACUCGUGGGACGUGGCCAGCGACAACGUGCCCGCCAUCGACACCUCGUGGACCGUCGAGCUCAGCCCCUGGGCCAACUACACCUUCCGCGUCAGCGCCUGGAACAAGAUCGGCCCCUCCACGCCCUCCGCGCACUCCGACGUCUGCACCACGCAGCCCGACGUGCCCUACAAGAACCCCGACAACGUCGAGGGCAAGGGCCGCGACCCCACAAACAUGGUCAUCUCCUGGACGAAAAUGCCUCAAAUCGAACACAACGGCCCCGGGUUCUAUUACCUGGUGUCAUGGCGGCGCAACAUUACCGGCCAGCCGUGGAAUGACCAGCAGGUCACCGACUGGCAGGACACCGAGCUCGUUGUGCCCAACACGCCCACCUUCCAGCCGUACAGGAUCAAGGUCAUCGCCGUCAACUCUAAGGGAACUUCCAAUGUAGCUCCCGUCGAAGUUAUUGGGUGGUCGGGAGAGGACACCCCGCUGCAGGCUCCCACCAACUUUACCCUGGUUCAAGUGACCACCGGCACUACCGCCCUGCUCAGCUGGAAUCCCGUGCCCGCUGAAUCUGUGCGAGGACACUUCAAGGGCUACAAGAUCCAGACCUGGACCGACGGCGAGGAAGACAGGGUCAAGGAGAUCCUAGUGAAAGCCGACGCCUCAAGUGCUCUCGUCUCCAAGUUCAGACCCUUUAAGAAAAACAAUGCCCGAAUCUUGGUGUACAACGGCCGCUUCAAUGGACCUCCAAGUGAAGUUUUAAGUUUCCUCACUCCUGAAGGGAAACCAGGAACCGUAAAAUCAUUCGAAGUAUACCCAAUCGGAUCAUCGGCCAUGCUGCUUAAGUGGGACAAACCGAUCGAAGAGAACGGAGUCUUGACUGGUUACAAGAUAUACUAUCAAAAAGUUACAGGAACCGCUUUAGGACCAUUACAAGAGAGGAAAAAGGAAAUCGAUCCCAAAUUCGACCGAGCAAAGUUGGCAGGUCUGGAGCCUAACACCAAGUACAGGAUCGAAAUCCGUGCAAAAACAAAGGCCGGUGAAGGGGAGAAGUAUUACGUGGAGCAGACUACUAAAGCCAUGGUUAACGCUAAGCCGGACAUUCCCAUGUUUGAGACUAUGACGGUGCCGGCUAAGGAGGGGACGGCACAUAUCCUCGUACGCUGGUUGCCUUCGCUAGAUGGUCACCCUGGUACGCACUUCGUGGCGUGGUACAAGUUGAAGGGGCACCCUGACUGGAUGAAGACCAACGAAAUAACGGAAGACGAUUACGUGAUAGUGACGGGGCUGGAGCCAGGACAAGUGUACGAGGUGAAGGUGACCGCACACGACGGAGAGUAUUUCAGUACUAGUGAUGUUAAGGAUGUUGAUACAACUACUGACGGCCCCAUGAUAAUGCGCGACGACAAGAUGGCGACCGCGGGCUGGUUCAUCGGCGUGAUGCUGGCGCUGGCCUUCCUGCUGCUGGUGCUGGUGCUGGUGUGCGUGGUGCGGCGCAACCGCGGCGGCAAGUACGACGUGCACGACCGCGAGCUGGCGCACGGCCGCAGGGACUACCCCGACGGCGGCUUCCACGAGUACACGCAUCCACUGGACAACAAGUCGCGGCACUCUAUGAGCAGCGGCACCAAGCCCGGCCCCGAGAGUGACACCGACUCUAUGGCGGAGUACGGCGAAGGCGAAACCGCGGGCAUGAACGAGGACGGCUCGUUCAUUGGCCAGUACGGCCGCAAGCGCCGCCCCCCGCCGCAGUCGCACACGGACUCCGCCUCGCAGGCCUUCGCCACGCUCGUCUGAUGCACCACCCACUGCCCCGCUGCCCCACUGCCCCACUACCCCACUACCCCACUACCCCACUACCCCACUACCCCACUUCCUGUCUUAUAUGUACCGUGUUGGCAGCUUUUGUCUUAAAUCUCUCUAUUGUGACUUUGCAUUACAACUCAUUUUGAAUCUCUAAUAAACUUGACUAAAAUAUUGGACGAUUCAAAUAUAAAUUCCAAUUGACCUUUUAUGUAUUAAACUCAAAUAUCAAUAAUCUCAAAUAUAGAUUAUGGAGUAUUCGAUUUGGUUGUUCAAAUUCUACCUUAAGUUUAGUAUACUUAAGUAUUUUCGUGGUUUUUAUUGUGCUAUUUUAAAAAUAGUAUUUAUAAAGACCUUCCAGACUAAGCAAAUGUUGCACGAAUCUCUUCUCGUAGGUAAUAUGUUAAGUACAGGUUAAGUUAAGCCUAAUUAGGUUGUAAAAUAUAUAUAAAUAACAUAAGAGAGAGUUGCAGUGAAUGUUUUUCUACUUUAAGAUUUUAUACGCACGAGCUUUGUUAUGUUAUUGGUUUGCAUUUAUAUUUUUUAAAAUAGAUUAGACGUGUCCUUGUUUCCGUCCUGGUCUAUUCCUCCUUCGAUUUUUGUCUAUGCACGAGCAGACAGUUUGUUUUAUUUUUGUCAUGAGGUCGUUUUACUGAGGAUGGAUCGUUUAUCGGUCAGUACGUGCCGGGCGCGCGCGUGCUGCCCCCGCCCCCCGCGCCCGCCCCAGCCCCCGCCGCCGCCCUCGCCGC